This is a messenger RNA of Sporothrix brasiliensis 5110, 306 nucleotides long. RefSeq lists its product as uncharacterized. Lineage: Eukaryota; Fungi; Ascomycota; Sordariomycetes; Ophiostomatales; Ophiostomataceae. The record is from RefSeq and is a predicted model, not a curated record. The coding region runs from base 1 to 306 and encodes 101 amino acids. The transcript has a single exon.
AUGCGACGCGCAGAACGCAAGCGGCAGACGACGACGACGACGACGCCGCCGCCGGGGCAGACGCCGCUGUCGACUCUGAUGCACGACUCGUGGACUACGGGACGCGUCUGGUUCGACUAUGCGCUGAACAACUCCGACCACGUCGACGGCAUCUAUUGGGCUGUGUUUCACCGGCCCGAGUCCCCGCCAGAGCUGCCCCCGGAGGCCAAGGCGGAGAUGGAGCGGUACGUGCAGUUUACCGCAUCCCAGCUCGCAGACUAUGAGGAUUCUUGGGAUUCUUACCUCCUUGCCAAGGCAGAGGCGUAA